Molecule: messenger RNA, 2564 nt
Organism: Oncorhynchus kisutch (coho salmon)
Lineage: Eukaryota; Metazoa; Chordata; Actinopteri; Salmoniformes; Salmonidae
Product: pre-mRNA-splicing factor syf2
Exons: 7
Coding region: 74-793 (239 amino acids)
Cellular component (GO): Prp19 complex; post-mRNA release spliceosomal complex; catalytic step 2 spliceosome
Source: RefSeq, a predicted model, not a curated record
CGACAUUCAGAGUGAAUACUUCCUGCCUGCCAGCUAAAAAUGGCGUCCUGUUUUGAGGUUGGUGUUUUGACGAAUGAUAUCCUUCAAUAAUGAAAAGGUAUCUGCGUCGGUCAGUGAUGAACAGACCGAAAGUGCUGCAUCUCAGAAAAGAGAGGAGAGACUGCGAAAAUUCCGGGAACUGCAUUUCAAAAGGAAUGAAGCACGUAAUCUCAAUCACAAGGAGGUUGUGGAGGAGGACAAAAGACUGAAGCUACCAACUAACUGGGAAGCAAAGAAAGCCCGUCUGGAGUGGGAACUAAUGACUGAUGAAAAGAAAAAGGAGUGUGCGGCCAAAGGGGAGGACUAUGACCGGGUGAAACUGCUAGAGAUCAGUGCUGAGGAUGCUGAGCGGUGGGAGAGAAAGAAGAAGAAGAAGAACCCUGACCCAGGAUUCUCAGGUUACGCGGAGGCCCAGCUGCGACAGUACCAGCGCCUCACCAAACAGAUCAAACCAGACAUGGACGGCUAUGAGAGGCAGCGAGAGCAGUGUGGUGAGGACUUCCACCCCACAUCCAACAGCCUGAUCCAUGGGACCCACGUCCCAUCCAAGGAGGGCAUUGACCGCAUGGUGGAGGAUGUGGAGAAACAGAUUGAGAAGCGGGCCAAAUACAGCCGGCGCAGGGCCUAUAACGAUGACGCAGACAUCGACUACAUCAAUGAGAGGAACGCCAAGUUCAACAAGAAGGCAGAGCGGUUCUAUGGCAAAUACACAGCCGAGAUCAAGCAGAAUCUGGAGAGAGGCACAGCUGUCUAACUGGACUGGUCAAUCAAAUGGACGCUACCAUUUCCACUGCUUUGUUGUAACUGAAGGCCAUAAUUAGUCACUGUGGUUACAGGACCGGCCAUGUACAUAGAAACCCCAUUUCAGUUGAUCACAAUGCUUACGUAUCUGAGAUCUAAAUUUGUUGUAUUGUAUUUUGACGCUGACAUUUCUUUAGAGGCAUUUUCUAACUAAUUUUACUGUAUUGUUACUAUAACACUGUGAAUCAGGUGGAAUGGCUAACUUGAGUACAUCCUGAAUAAUCUUGUAAUGCUAUUUCUGCCUUUCUGACUAUGUUUAUCGUGUGUGUAUGAACAUGCAUUUUUUUUAAAUUUUUACUAACGUUUUUGUAAUAUAGCUUACCCUCAGAUUGCUGCAUGCAGUAUGGUUUGGGUAGGUAGGUGGGUGGGGGGUGGCUUAACGUGAGAAUGAAAUGCUAUCAUUCACCUUAAGGCUACACUGUGUUUAUUAGUUAUGCCAGCGGAAGAAUGUGCUAGUGUAGGUGCACGAGGGGAUAAACAAAUUAAACAAUUUCAUCGUUAUCACUCAUCUCUGUUAAGCCGACUGCCCCCAAGCAGAAUAUGAGCUAGGAGAGGCUUGUGACCUAAAUUGAGAUCAAAGACAGUCAACAGAUUCACAUGCUAUAUUCAGUUUCUCAUUCUGUAUCAAUGCACACUAUGGGUUAUUCAAAAAUACGAUGUGGGGGUCCUAUAAACACGAAUAGAAUUUGAUCCUCAUCCUUCGUAAUUUGAAUCAGACAUCUGUGUAAUGUUUCGUUGGACUUAAUGAAUCUGUUCUGAAUAAGCCUCAUGGGAUAUGGUAAUAAGAUGGGGAAGAGGGGUUUCAAAGGUUGGCGUGCAAGAAAAAAAAUCCUAUAGGAUUUUGUGCCACCUGUAUCAGAAUCCUAUUGGAAUUCUAUUUGACUAAUUAUUUCCUAUUGGGAAUCAAAAGUAAUUCGAUUGAAUCCUAUAGAUUUUUGAUUAGUCUCCUGGGAUUUUGUCACCCCAAUCAGAAUGCUAUUAUAGCUUUUUUUCUCUCAAAUGAACCCAUUAAAUUAUAAUUUGUCGUUGGUUCCAGUACAAUACAAAAGCAUUAAUUACUACAUUUCCAUUGAUCAGUUCUAUGUCGUUUUUGAGUGAUUGAUGGCGUCAUAACUAACGUGAGCUUGCAGUGUUAAUUAUCCUAACACCCAAGUUUAGCUCGCCAACUGUGGCUGUGCAGAGAAUCUCCGGUUUUCUAACAUUAUUAUUCUAACUAUUUUAUCCUUCACUGUGAGUACAGUAUUUGUUUCCUGACGAAGUUUGAAAUGUUUUAGUCACAUUUUUCUAACUGCAGCAUUUUAUCCACUCGUUUUUAUGCUAGCUAAGAAACUAUAGUAACAGUUACUGUUAGCCACAUUUUGCCUGUCAGCUGACUUGCUCGUAAGCUUUUGUAACUUUGUAUGUGGUUUUUGAGUCACUGUAUUGUUAUAGCAGAUACGUUUUUUCUAGUUAUUUCUAAAUGUUUGUGGCCUUUUAUAGGCAAGACUGCGCCAUUUUCACGGUUUCUGGUAGAUCCCAUGUAGAAAAAUCCUAUCAAAUUUUGGAACCAGUCAUAUUGGACUCCCAUUGGAUAAAAUCCUACAGGAUAUAAGGUCUAAAGGAUAGGUUCCAAAAUAUGAUUUUCUAUUGGAUUUUUAUAUUUAUUGGAAUCCUUUUGGGUUAUUUGACUAGGGCAAUCACUUCUUUGGCAUUUGAUUAAACUUUGCACAGUAUUUGGGACCUGG